This is a messenger RNA of Aspergillus wentii DTO 134E9, 927 nucleotides long. Its product is annotated as low-affinity Cu transporter. NCBI's taxonomy places the organism in Eukaryota, Fungi, Ascomycota, Eurotiomycetes, Eurotiales, Aspergillaceae. Gene Ontology annotation, cellular component: membrane. Gene Ontology annotation, molecular function: copper ion transmembrane transporter activity. Bases 212 to 817 code for a protein of 201 amino acids. The record is from RefSeq and is a predicted model, not a curated record. Gene Ontology annotation, biological process: copper ion transmembrane transport. The transcript has 4 exons.
CCAAGCACUGAUGCAAGGCGUUGUGAACUGCGCGCAUUUGAGUGAUUUCCACGUUGGCUCGUCUCUUGGAUUUGUUGAGAUUAUUUUUAAGUAAAAAGCGGGGGGUUUAUCUUUACUUUUCAUUUAUCUUUAACUCGGGUCCUUAUAUACCCCCUACUCCUUGGUUGUCGUGGGUGAAACGUUUCGCUGACGCUUUAUCUGCUCUAUCAUCAUGGACCACCACGCAAUGCAUCAUUCGGAUAUGGACAUGGGCCACGGAGGCAUGGAUCACGGAGGCCAUGGCGGAAUGGAUAUGGGUGGCCAGUGUAACAUGAAUAUGCUCUUCACCUGGUCCUCGAAGAACCUCUGCAUCAUCUUUCGCCAGUGGCGCGUUGACGGGCCCAUCUCGCUUCUGGCUUCCUUGGUCGUCAUUGUUCUCUUGACUGCUGGAUAUGAGGGUAUACGAGAGUUGACACGCCGAUAUGAGGCAGCGCAUAUUCGCCGUCUUUCUGCGUUUACGGCUACGACAGGGGGCAAUGAGAUCGCCGACGAAUCUGCCACGGCCAAUAUCCUUCCAACCGAGAAUCCCACCACCUAUGUCCCCGACGCUAGCUCACCGCUGCUUGCAGGCAGAGACAACAGGAGGAUCGUGGAGCGAAACGGGAAAGUCACCAUCGCGGCGUUGUAUGCCGUGCAGGUGUUUUACAGUUUCUUCAUCAUGCUACUCUUCAUGACGUACAACGGUCUGGUAAUGCUGGCAGUCGCUGUUGGUGCGUUCGUAGGAUAUUUGGCUUUCGGGCAAAAUACAUCGGCUGUCAAAUCAGUUGCCUGUCAUUGAGUCGGCUUCACGCCGCAAGAGAUAUUGUGGGGAGACAUUUUCUGGAGGAAAUGGACGAAUGUAGCGACUAGGCUUCAUGGGUGCGAAACAACAGUGGAUUGUUUUGUCGU